Cynara cardunculus var. scolymus (artichoke) is the source of this 1548-nucleotide messenger RNA. RefSeq names its product maltose excess protein 1-like, chloroplastic. Lineage: Eukaryota; Viridiplantae; Streptophyta; Magnoliopsida; Asterales; Asteraceae. Gene Ontology annotation, molecular function: maltose transmembrane transporter activity. Bases 93 to 1361 code for a protein of 422 amino acids. The transcript has 9 exons. Gene Ontology annotation, cellular component: chloroplast envelope. The record is from RefSeq and is a predicted model, not a curated record.
UUGGCAAAUUGGGACCAACUCCAAUUUCCUUCCAACCCAUCAUCAUCUAUCUCUCUCUCUCUCUACCCCCUCAGUCUGUCAACCUGUGAACAAUGACGGGUGGUUCUGUGGCGGUUCUCGGCGGAACUCCACCGCCGAUUCAGCCAUUAACCCCUACCAGAUGUUCCUGCAAUAAUGGCAGAGUUUUUCUUCAUCAUCCCCAUUUCUCAAAUCCCUCCAUUCUUCCCCUAAAAAGAUCACCUUUUAACACUCUCAAACUGGGUGCCCCUUCUUCUUCUUCUGUAAAUCCCUCUUUUCGACUGAAAAAAAGAUCAAGAUUCAGACCCAAAAACCCUGCUCUAGAUUCCGAUAUCCCCAGCCCUAUUCAUCAAGAAGACAAUGACCAAGAAGAGAUAAGUAAAAAGAAUUUACAGCAAUGGGAUUCUUUGACCGCAAAGUUCGCCGGAGCUGCAAAUGUCCCUUUUUUAUUGCUUCAAUUGCCUCAGAUUGUACUCAAUGCUCGUAAUCUUAUUGCCGGAAACAACGCUGCCCUUUUUGCUGUUCCAUGGCUGGGAAUGUUCACUGGCCUUCUUGGGAAUCUUUCUUUGCUAUCUUACUUUGCAAAGAAGAGGGAAACAGAAGUGGUGGUGGUUCAAACUUUGGGAGUUGUAUCAACAUAUGCAGUCAUCACCCAACUAGCCAUGGCUGGAUCUAUGCCAUUGCCACAGUUUGCUGCAACUUCAAUAGUGGUUGCUUGUGGUCUUCUUAUUAAUUUCUUGUAUUUCUUCAAGUUGCUGAAUCAUAUAAUUUGGAACUUUUGGGAGGAUUUCAUCACUGUUGCUGGCCUAUCAGCACUUCCUCAAGUUAUGUGGUCAACCUUUGUACCUUAUGUUCCAAAUAGUAUCUUGCCUGGGAUAGUUUCGUUUCUGAUGGCAGUGAUUGCUGUUGUUAUGGCUCGAAUCGGCAAACUUCCAGAGAAGGCCACCAAAUUUGUUGGAUCAGUAUCUGGAUGGACUGCUACACUUCUCUUCAUGUGGAUGCCUGUUGCACAAAUGUGGACAAACUUCUUGAAUCCUGAUAACAUCAGAGGAUUGUCAUCUAUCUCGAUGCUACUUGCCAUGAUGGGAAAUGGACUUCUGAUCCCUCGUGCACUCUUUGUCAAGGAUCUCAUGUGGUUCACUGGUUCAUGUUGGGCGUCUUUCUUCUAUGGAUGGGGAAACCUUAUAUGCAUGUACUUUUGUGAAAGUAUCAGCAAGGAGUUCUUCUUGGGUGCAACAGUAGGCUUAUUUCUUUGGACAGGGUUUGCGCUAUGGAGGGAUACGAAUGCGUAUGGCCACGAAUCGCCACUUACUUCUUUAAAGGUGUUAUUUUUUGGUCCUUAGAGCAUUCACACUCAUAUGAUGUGCUUCAAAUCUUCUGUGGAGGUGCUUGGAAAAUUCGAUGAUGGAUUGCCAUGGCAUCAAAAUACUCCCUCCGUUCCAAAAUCAGUGUCCACAUUUUUAAUUAAAAUUUAUUUCCAAAUAAUUGUCCAGUCUUGAAAUAAAUAGUUAAAAUUUACCAAAUUUCCAC